Thlaspi arvense is the source of this 585-nucleotide messenger RNA. Lineage: Eukaryota; Viridiplantae; Streptophyta; Magnoliopsida; Brassicales; Brassicaceae. The record is from the annotation of a GenBank genome assembly.
UUGAGUGACUCUGUCAAGGUCAAUAUUGAUGUUGACUUUAAGUUUAACCUGGAGGAGGAUGAGUACUUAUCCGAAAGAAACACCAUCUAUAAUCUUCUCAACAAUUUUUCAGACGUUGGUGGUAUGACCAUCUCACGGAAAACUCUUAAGUUAAUCUAUAGACUCCGACACAUGAACCCACUACCCAAAUUUCGUGACUUGACCCGUCUGCGUAUUACUAUGUCCUUAAACUCCUCACUAGAACUUUUGCCAAUAGUUCUUGAGAGAUGCCCGAAUCUGAAACGCUUGAUCUUGAAACUCGAUUAUAAUGAUUAUCGAGAGGCAGUGGCAGAGGCAACGGAAAUAAAUCUUUCGAAUGUGCUGUCUAAUUCUUUGGUAUCGUCACUUGAAUAUGUUGAAAUUAAAAGCCCGACCAAGGAGAAACCGAUAACGACAUGGAGACUGGUUAGAUACUUUCUGGGAAACGCUACAUUACUCAAGAAGCUAGUUCUACGUCUGAAUGUUUCUGAUACCAGAGAGAAACACGAUCCUGCUUACUUGAAAGAGUUCUUUGACUCUGAGAGACGCUCUCAUUUGUGUCAAUUU